Messenger RNA from Achroia grisella, 3837 nucleotides. RefSeq names its product DNA repair protein complementing XP-C cells homolog (gene Xpc). Gene Ontology annotation, biological process: mismatch repair; nucleotide-excision repair. Gene Ontology annotation, cellular component: nucleus; cytoplasm; XPC complex. The record is from RefSeq and is a predicted model, not a curated record. Gene Ontology annotation, molecular function: damaged DNA binding; single-stranded DNA binding. The transcript is spliced from 10 exons. Bases 182 to 3751 code for a protein of 1189 amino acids. Lineage: Eukaryota; Metazoa; Arthropoda; Insecta; Lepidoptera; Pyralidae.
AUACAUAUAUUAGUGUUCAUAAUUUUUGCUUCAAAGUAGCAAUAACAUAAAGUACGAUUUAUAAUUAUUAGUAAUAUUAAUUUUUGCAUUGUUAUAUUUUAUUGAUUAUUGUAUUUUAUUUCGUCAUACGUGCACAUUUACAACGACAAACUGCGUAUUAAAUUAAUAAUACAAACAUAUUAUGCCUACUACACGUAAAAAAAUUAUUAAAACUGUUUAUAAAAAUGAAAACAGCGAAGAAGAAUCUGAUUGUUUUAGCGAUUCUGGAUCCGAAGCAAAAAUAUCAGACGUAGAAUCCAGUACGGAUGAAGAACUAAAGCAUGCUGUGUCUUCAGGCGAUGAGUUCAAAAAUGAGAAAACAAAAAAUAAUAAAGCAAAACCUGGAAAUAAACGUAAAAAGCCAAAACCGUUGCUCAAUAAAUUGAAAUCUGAAAUACCUGCUUGUAACAAAAAUGAAUAUACAGAUGGUUCAAGUUCUCAAUUUUCAAUUAAAGAUCUAACAGACGCUGAUAAGCUUUUACCGCCGGUACUUAAUUUAUCUGAAAGUGAUAGUAGUGAAGAUGAAUCGCCAGAAGAAAAGAAAUGUGUACAUACAACUAUCAAUGUACAGGAUCACAACAUGGAUUCUGAUGAUGAUAAUGAAUCUAAUAAUGAAUAUAAAGAUGUUUGGACAAAGAAUAUCCAAAAUGAAAGUGAAGAAAUUGCAAAGAGGAAAUUCUUUGAAUUGGAACAACAUAAAACAAAGUUAGAAGAAACUAAAUCUUCUAUUAAGAAGUAUUCCGCUAAAGUAGAGAAGGAAAAUGAAGAAUCAAAUGUAAAGGACUUGUUAGCUUUAGGUGAAGAAGUCUUACCACUGUCUACAGCAAUAAAACAGAAAGCUAAAUCAAAAAGAGCCAGAAAGGACAGUGAUUCUGAUAUGGAAGAAUGGGAAGAGGUUAAAGAAGGUACAGUAAUACCUCAGCAAGGUUUACAACUUAUUGUUGAUUUUCCUGAAGCUCUUUGUAGAAAAACAAAAAAAUUAGAUGUAGAAAUGAUGAUGAAACGUAAAAUGAACAGAGUAAAAAAAGAAUAUCAGAUAUACAUGCACAAGGUACAUGUUCUGUGCUGGUUAGGUCAUGGAAAUUAUGUUAGUCGUAUUUUAAAUGACAUGGAUGUACUAGGAGCUGCAUUGAAAAUGGUUCCAGCUAAAGAAUGCUACCCAGGAGAACGAGUAGACAUGAAGUACUUAGAACAAAUAACAACUUGGUAUAAAGAUAAGUUAUUAUUAAAACAAGAUAAAAAUGAAAGUAAAUUUAGACCUAAAGCACCACCACUUAAAGAUAUAUUGUUGGGACAAAUCAAAAGUAGGGCUGCUACUACAAAAAAAUAUAUAGUAUUUAUAUUUGUGUCAAUGUUAAGAGCACUUGGAUUACAAUGUCGUAUAAUGUUUAAUUUUGUUACAUUACCAAUUAGACCACCAAGUUCAGAAUUGUGUUCUCUAUCUACAAAACUAACAAAUCGAAAUACAGCUGAUAAAUCUGAUGCUAGUAAAUCUAGCUGUAACAAAAAAAAUGAAAACAAAUCUAACAAAGGAAAAUCUAGUAAAAUAUCACAACUUGAUGGUAAUGAUGAUAACAUAUUUUGUCAUAAUUUUAAUUAUAAGAAUAUCUAUCAAUUAGACGGAAGUGAUGAUACUCUUACUGUUACAACUAGAAAAACUAGAUCUAAAGCUAAGAGUACAGUCAAUGAUGAUGAUAUUAGUAGAGGAGAUGUAUCUCCAUCAAAAAUAUCAAGAAAGAAUCCAAGCCCUAAGCCAAAAAAAAUUUCCCCCAAAACGAAAGAUAACUUAAAUAAGCAGACCACUGCUUUGAAUAAAUCAGUUAAAAGUGGCAUAGGUGAAUUAUCGCCAAAAAAAUCUACAAUUAAUGGUAACCAAUCAGUUAACAAAAGUACUAGUAAUAAUUCAACGUCUCGUAGAAGAGUAGUCAAUAAAAAUAGUACACAUAAAAAGGCAUCCUUAUCAGUGAAUAAUACAGCUACACCUAAAGAACCAGCAAUUGUUAUUACACAUGAAACUGAGAAUGUAUCAAGUGAAUAUUUUGAUAAUAAAAACUUAAAGCAUAGUAACAAUCUAAAGAAUCCUAGAAAAAGAUCCCAAACCACUAACCCUAGUUUGCAAAAAUAUGCGGAAACGAAGAGUACAGUUAAUGUCAUUAAAACCAAAAAAAGAACAAAAAGUGCUCCAAAUGGAACAGAAACAAGUAAAUAUUUUAGUGAUAGUGAUCACAAAGAUCAAAUUAAAAAACGAAAAGUAAAAUUAAGCUUAAAAGCUGAAGACAGAAUAUUGGAAGACAAAAGACGUGUGAGUCACAGAGAUAUUGUCAAAUCUAAAACUAAUUCUUCCGUGAAUAAUGUAUCUGGCGAUUUGGUAAAGAUUAUUAAAGGUCGGGUCAAAGAGGCCAAAGAGGAUACAAAACGGCGUAUUGUUCAAGGUAAAGUUAAAAAAGAUUCCGAAUCAGAUAGUGAUUUCUUACCAGAAGAGAAUUAUAAACGGGAAUCUGUAAGUGAUGAAGAUUUCAAAACCUCUAAAAUUAGUCCGAAACCAAGUACGAGUCGUAAAUCAAGCACAGGUCGUAAAAUAGAUCGUCGUGUAGUAUCGUCUGAUGAUGAAACAUCACAUAAAAAAGUUGAUGUAUGGUGUGAAGUAUUUGUUGAGGAACUUGAGCAGUGGGUUGGUGUUGAUGUUAUUACAGGAAAAAUUCAUUGUACUGAUUAUAUUUAUGGUCGGGCUACUCAUCCUGUAUGCUAUGUUGUUGGUUGGGAUAACAACAAUUAUCUAAAGGAUGUGACCCGUCGCUACGUGCCACACUGGAAUACAAUUACAAGAAAACAGCGUGCAGAGCUAGGUUGGUGGAACAAAGCAAUAAAGCCUUGGUUAGGUCCUAAAACUGCCAGGGAUAGAGAGGAAGACCAAGCCUUGGAUAGAAUGCAAUUGGAAGCUCCAUUGCCUAAAAGUGUUGCAGAAUACAAAAAUCACCCAUUAUACGCUUUAAAACGUCAUUUAUUGAAAUUCGAAGCUAUAUAUCCACCGGACGCAGCGACGCUAGGCUUCGUGCGACAAGAACCGGUGUAUGCCAGAGAAUGUGUUUAUGUUUGCCAUUCUCGAGAUACAUGGCUGAAAGAGGCGAAGGUGGUGCGUUUGGGUGAAAAGCCAUACAAAGUGGUUAAAGCAAGACCCAAAUGGGAUAGGCUUUCCAACAAAAUAAUAACUGACAGACCCCUUGAAAUAUUUGGACCAUGGCAAGUGAAAGAUUAUGAGCCUCCGGUAGCAGAGAAUGGAAUAGUUCCUCGUAAUGCAUAUGGAAAUGUUGAACUGUUUAAAGAUUGCAUGCUUCCGAAAGGAACAGUCCAUAUCAAAUUGCCAGGCCUGAACAAAGUGGCCAGGAAAUUAAAUAUAGACUGUGCACUUGCAAUGACCGGGUUUGAUUUCAAUGGAGGCUGGACACACCCCGUUUUUGAUGGGUUUGUUGUGUGCAAGGAAUACGAGGAAAUUAUUACGGAAGCUUGGAUCAAGGAUCAAGAAGAACAACAUCGCAGAGAAAUAGAAAAAACAGAGGCUAGAGUUUACGGUAAUUGGAAACGACUUAUAAAAGGAUUACUAAUACGAGAACGCCUCAAGUACAAAUAUGGAUUUCAAGAGCCAAGUACCAGUUCGAAGCCAGACAAUAAGAAAGGAAAAGGGCCUAGACUUGUUGUUAAGAAAAAGCCAUAAAUCUUAUAUAUUAUUGAUGUCUAUUCCAUUUAUAAUCAAGGAAUGAAUAAUCAGUGAGAACAGUGAAUUACCAUUGCAGCAUGUUU